UACCGCUAACACUUUGUCUUAUUGGUCUGUUGUUUUAUUAAAUUAUUCACGACAUACGCUGGUCUCGGACUGUUAACUUGAUUUGGAUAUUUGCUCAUUGAAGUGUUUGUUGUUUGGAUUGUAUGCUGUUGUCUGAAAAUUGGUUUUGUUGAGUUUUUAGCUAAUGUUCUUCAAGACAUGAGGAUGUAUCGAAUGUGAAUAUUGCUAGCGUUGCGUUACCAUGGCAACACAGAUGAAAACAAAGCUGUCAGGUAUUGGGGGCCACUGGGCUUAAAACUGGAAAUUUUCACUAAUUUUCUAUCUUUCAGGUAACUUAACCCAGGACAGAAAUAGUUUGACAGUUUAAUAGGAACAAGUUGUUGCUCAUAGUGUAAACCUAGACCUUAAAACUAAAGGUUGAUUUCAUUUUACGUCAUAGAGUCUUUCUUUGCCACCAACAUAACUUAUAUUAUAAAAUAUGAAUGCAGUAAUAAAAGGUAAUAUUUCUUUCCUCCCAAAAGAUGAGACUGACAAUAAAAUGAGAUGCUCCCACCACUCAGUUAGAUGAUUAACUUCUGCGCACAAUUGUCUUUUUUUUAUUUUUUUAAAUCCUAUUUUGGAACAAUUAUCUUGCACAAGAUAAUUAUCUUGUGGGGACGAAUUAUUAGUUCGUGCGUAAAAAACACCACCUUUCGAACUUUGCACCGGGUAAAUCCCCUCCUCUCCUGGGAGGCAGCAGUAGUCGGUGUGGUAUAAAAAGGAGCAGCAGCAGCUGGAGGAGGAGGCUCCUUCACAUCUGGCGCAGACACAGCAGCAGCUGCGGACCGGGCAGAGAUGCGCGUCUUGGCUUUACUGUGGGUUCUUGGGUUCGUGCUGAAAGAGGCGCAGGCGUGGGGCUACAAGAACGGAAUAUUUCACAAUUCAAUAUGGCUGGAACAAGCAGCUGGAGUUUACCACCGGGAAUCGCGCAAAGGGAGAUACCAGCUGACUUAUAAAGAGGCCAAAGCUGUCUGCAAAUAUGAGGGAGGAAAGCUGGCCACUUAUGAACAGCUGGAGGCAGCUCGUCAAAUAGGUUUUCAUGUUUGUGCUGCUGGAUGGUUUGACAAAGGACGUGUUGGCUACCCCAUUGUAAAGGCUGGAGCAAACUGUGGCUUUGGGAAGGUCGGCAUCAUCGACUACGGUUACAGACUGAACAAAAGUGAGAGAUGGGAUGUUUACUGCUACAAUCCGACCUCCAAAGAGUGUGGCGGAGUACUGACGGAUCAGAAGAGGAUCAUUCAGUCCCCCGGCUUCCCCGACGAGUACCAGGAUGAACAGAUCUGCUACUGGCACAUCCGUGUUCGCCUGGGCCAGAGAAUCCACCUCCACUUCCUGGAGUUUGAUGUAGAAGAUGACACGGCAUGUUUAGCAGAUUAUCUGGAGGUGUACGACAGCUAUGACGACGUCUCAGGCUUUGCUGGGAGGUUCUGUGGUGAUUAUCUACCAGAUGAUAUCAUCAGCACAGGAAACGUGAUGACGCUAAAGUUCCUCAGUGAUGCUUCAGUCACAGGCGGUGGUUUCCAGUUACACUACACAGCCGUCAAUGCGUCCUUGUUCUCACAGGAUUAUUUUGACUGAGCAAAUGAAUAAUCCACUGUCUAAUCAUGUUACUGUAUUUAUAAUGAUAUUUGUUACCUCAUGCAGUUCUAAUGACUAAUCUUUUUUUAGCUGAAUAACGAAAUAGUUGUGGUAAAUAAAGGUCAUUUUACAGUU
Sphaeramia orbicularis (orbiculate cardinalfish) is the source of this 1731-nucleotide messenger RNA. RefSeq names its product tumor necrosis factor, alpha-induced protein 6 (gene tnfaip6). The record is from RefSeq and is a predicted model, not a curated record. Lineage: Eukaryota; Metazoa; Chordata; Actinopteri; Kurtiformes; Apogonidae. Gene Ontology annotation, biological process: cell adhesion; negative regulation of inflammatory response. The coding region runs from base 814 to 1596 and encodes 260 amino acids. The transcript has 6 exons. Gene Ontology annotation, molecular function: hyaluronic acid binding.